Molecule: messenger RNA, 1875 nt
Organism: Schistocerca gregaria
Lineage: Eukaryota; Metazoa; Arthropoda; Insecta; Orthoptera; Acrididae
Product: protein FAM8A1
Exons: 4
Coding region: 628-1566 (312 amino acids)
Source: RefSeq, a predicted model, not a curated record
UUUGGUGAGCUGUGGAUAAAUGAAGAAACAGCAAAAGUGUCGAUCAACCAUUUCAGAAGAGCACCAUUCGUUUGCUAGCGAACAUACACACAAACAAGCACAUCAAGCGACAUUUAGAAUGCAAUGCAUAGAGCCUGUUUACCUCAUCCAUUGUAUUUUCGUUUCCUAAGUGCUAUCAACGGUGUCAAAAACAACUACAUUUUUCUUCUUUAAUGGUCCUGCUAAAAGUUUUUUCGGCACAGCCGACUUUACACAAUCGGCUGUGUUCCUCGGGUGAAAAUUAUGACGUUUAACUAUGACGUAUAAUUAUAUCGUCGUCUCCUAACAUUGGAAGUUAAACUAUUCUUCUCGCACUCACUCACAUUGCAGUAGAGGAUUAUGUGCUCCUAGCCUUUCUUCUAUAUCAUCAACAAAAUGCCGCCAGCUGAAAUGCGCUGUGGGAUGUUUUGAUGUUUCCUGCUGUCCCGUUUCAUUCUGUGUUUUGUCGAUCGACCUUACGACGCCAAAGAUAAAAACGAUUGCAAAACAUGCUGAAUGUAGUCACUAUCUGAAAGAUUGAAAGUUGAGACAUGUCAAGUUCUUUGUUGAUUAGAAGUGAAUGUAAACAAGUGCAAAUAAAUUACGAAGAUGGUGGAAAACUCAAAUUCAUCCAGUGAUAAAGCAAAUGACAGCGCAACAAACCAAAUGCUAGGGAAAGGGAUAGUGUGUAAAACACGUGAGGAAUAUUUUGCAGCUUUAGAAAAAUGGCUCCAAGACGUAUAUGUGAUGCAGAGUUUCGCGGCGUCAUUUCCGUAUAUUUUAAUGUGUAAUCAGUUAAUGCCAAAUGCAGCCACGAAUAAUCUGACAUCAAGUGUUAAUACCGCCACUGGUAUACCAGGGGCAGGAGUGUUUCAGUUUAUUACUCCUCCCCCCUAUCUGCAAGGGCAGCAAGCGAAUGAAGGCGUCAGACACCGAUUUGGCCCAAAUGUACAGAGUCAACGAAGGGAACAGGCCAAUCUUCAAGAAGGAAUCGUGUACAAAAUACCUGCUGUGUGGAAGAGGAUUAUUGCUGAGCUCUUGGACUUUGUCAUACUAUUAUUUGUAAGAUUAGCUAUUACUUUUGUUGCUGUGGAUUUUGACAUUAUAGACCUUGAGAAGUACGACUUUGAUCUACUGAACAGAAAUGUUAAAAUGGACUACAAAGUUGCUGUUGAAAUGACAUCUGAAAUCUUACUGCUUGAAAUGAUACACAGACUUGUGGUCUGUCUUUUUGAGGCCUUUUGGAUAAGGAGAGGCAUAGGACCCCGUAUGGGAGGUGCAACUCCAGGAAAGGCUGUGCUAGGAAUUCGUGUGGUUUUGUGUGAAAGGGUAACAGAUGUUGAGGGCCGUCCUGAUAUUGUUUUGGUUACACCAGGCACUGAUCCAGGCAUGUUUUGGGCUGUUGCCAGGUCUUUAAUAAAAAAUUUGAUUUUAGCUGUCUUGUUCCCAGUGUGCUUUGUGCUCUUUCUUUUUAGGCACAACAGAACUGGAUAUGACAUAAUUUGCAGAACACUUGUUGUAGAAGAUGCUCCACCAGCUAGAAAUUAAAGAAUUCUGCCCAUGUAUACUUUAAUGGCCAUGUCCUCAUGUUCCUUAUUUCCUUCUCUGUGACUCCCUAUUAUUCCCAGUGACCCACUCCUUUUUCUCAUCCUACUGAUCUUUACCUUUUAGUAUUAUUUGCCAUCUUGCCUUAUUCUGCUCUGCAUUAAAACACACACACACACACAGCAACCAGACUUUCGGAGUGUAUAUACAUUGUAAAUUGAUAUUUAUAUUUUCUCAAUACAGAAAAUUACUUUAAUAUUAAAGAGUUGUAAGAUUUGAAAAUAUUAUUAAAAUAUUUUUGGUUCUCUGACA